GCUGCUCUGGAGAUUUCAGUGGAUUUCUGCUUCAGAUUAAAGCAGACCAAAACAACUCCACAGGAAAACAAUUCCGGAGCUGGACGGAACACACAGAACAGUGUUCAGCCCUUUGGACCGCUGGGUUUCUGACUGACGACACACCAUCCCACACACGGCAGAACGUGGCUCACUAAACAACUGAAGGCCUAUUGGAUAGAGAAAGGUGUUGAGGCAGAGUUGGCGCAAAGAGAAGAGCGUAAAGCUAUAAGAAGAGGACGACAACAGAGCAAGGCGUUGAGAAGGGGAACGGGAGAGAGCAGGAAAGUUGUGGAGAGGAAGGAAAGAAGGAGUGUGUCCACUCUUCUCCUGGUUGUCCCGUCAGUGGAGGUCCAGCCUUGACUCCGGUAUCUCUCGUUUUCUCCAGAACAAGCCAAUUGUCAAACGGGAAUACGGUGUCAGUGUCUCGUCUGGUACCGCGAGUCUCGUAGGUUGCUACCUCUCUGGGCUGGACGGACAUUGACAGCAGCCUCCUGUAGUGUGUUGACCAAUCAGCUGGUUGGGGAUAUCUCUCUCUCUGAGCUGCUGGGAGUACAGGUGUAUACCGAAAGUCUCUGGUUGUGGUUCCAGUGGUUAGUCAUGGAGGACUCUGGUUCCUCCAUCACCUCCAGCAUGGCCUCUCGCUGGACACUGCCUGGCUCACACACAGUGUCCCCGGCGGCGGAGAGGCUGCGCUACAUCCUGGGUGAAGAUGACGACAUGCCGACGCCCACUCUGUUUACGGAGAUGGACACGCUGCAACACGAUGGAGACGAGAUGGAGUGGAAAGAGUCUGCUAGGUGGGUGAAGUUUGAGGAGAAGGUGGAGGAGGGAGGAGAGAGGUGGAGUAAGCCCCAUGUGUCCACCCUGACCCUCCACAGUCUGUUUGAGCUGAGGACCUGCAUCCAGACUGGCAGUGUACUGCUGGAUCUGGAGGGAUACUCGCUGCCACAGAUAGUGUAUGACAUCGUGGACCGCCAGGUGGCAGACGGUCUGAUUGGUCCAGAACUGAGGGAGAAGGUCAGCUUUGUGUUGCUACGGAAACAUCGCCACCAGCAUAAGAAACCCAUCCACCUCUCGCUAGCCGACAUGGGCAAAUCAAACAAUUCCCCCACCAGCCGUAGUCCCCAGUCUGUUCAUAAUGUCAGUCGUAGUAACGUCAGUCGCUUUCCUAGUUCAGCCUCUGGCCUCCAUCACUCCACAGAGGACUUACGAGCCAAGUCAGGCAGCCUUGGCCGCCUGCAUCCCGCGCAAAGCCGAAGCAUGAACGACAUUUCAGACAAGCCAAGCACAGACCAGAUGAAAAACAAGUUCAUGAAGAAGAUACCUCGUGAUGCAGAGGCGUCCAACGUUCUGAUUGGAGAAGUGGACUUCCUGGAUAAACCAUUUGUAGCUUUCGUACGUCUGGCCCAGGCUACCACACUGGGAGGCCUGACCGAGGUCCCCGUACCUACCAGGUUUCUGUUUGUCUUGCUGGGUCCUCAUGGCAAAGGCAAGUCCUACAACGAGAUUGGCCGAGCUAUCGCCACGCUCAUGGUGGAUGACUUGUUCAGUGACGUUGCGUAUAAAGCCCGGGACCGGGACGACCUGAUCGCGGGGAUUGAUGAGUUUCUGGAUGAGGUCAUCGUUCUGCCCCCAGGGGAGUGGGACCCCAAAAUACGCAUUGAGCCCCCCAAGAAGGUCCCCUCUGCUGACAUGAGGAAGUCAGUGCUGAACCUGAAUGAGCUAGGCCAGGUGAACGGGACCGGGACAGCUGGGGGGCCAGGAGGAGGAGAGGACGAGGAGAUGCCCAUCCCCCACGAACUGGGAGAGGAACUGCAAUUCACUGGCAGGUUCUGUGGAGGCCUGUGGCUGGACAUUAAGAGGAAGGUUCCGUGGAUCCUUAGUGAUUUCUCCCAGGGCUUUCACAUCCAGUCCAUCUCUGCUGUUCUGUUCAUCUACCUGGGCUGCAUCACCAACGCCAUCACCUUCGGAGGCCUGCUGGGAGACGCCACUGACAACUACCAGGGUGUGAUGGAGAGUUUCCUGGGUACAGCGUUAGCAGGGACAGUGUUCUGUCUGUUAGGAGGUCAGCCUCUCAUCAUUCUCAGUUCUACUGGACCCAUCCUCAUCUUCGAGAAACUGCUCUACGAGUUCUGCAAGUCGAACACUAUAGACUACAUGGAGCUGCGUCUGUGGAUUGGUCUCCACUCCUGUCUGCAGUGUCUGAUCCUGGUCGCCACGGACGCCAGUUACAUCAUCAAAUAUAUCACCCGCUUCACCGAGGAGGGCUUCUCCAGCCUCAUCUCCUUCAUCUUCAUCUCGGACGCCAUCAAGAAGAUGGUGGGCUCCUUUAAGUACUACCCCAUCAACCGUGUCUUCAAGCCCGACUACGUUACCACAUACAGGUGUGAAUGUAUCGCACCUGACCAGGCUGCCGCGAUGGCUUUUAACGUUUCAGUUCCACUCGCGGACGAUAAUAUGACGGAUUUGUAUAACAUAACAGGUCUGGACUGGAGUCAGCUGAGUAAGAAGGAGUGUGUGAAGUAUGGCGGCGCCCUGCUGGGGAACGCGUGUAAGUACGUCCCAGACCUGGCCCUCAUAUCUUUUAUCCUGUUCUUCGGCACCUACUCCAUGACCGUCUCCCUCAAGAAGUUCAAGACUAGCCGCUACUUCCCCACCAAGCUGAGGAAACUGAUCAGUGAUUUCUCCAUCUUCAUGUCAAUCAUGACGUUUGUGGGUCUGGAUAUGCUUGUAGGGCUGGACACGCCCAAACUAAUUGUACCCACAGAGUUUCAGCCGACGCGUCCAGACCGUGGCUGGGUGGUGAUGCCGUUUGGUAAGAACCCGUGGUGGGUAUAUGUGGCCAGCGCCGUCCCUGCUCUCCUGGUCACCAUCCUCAUCUUCAUGGACCAACAGAUCAGCGCCGUCAUCGUCAACCGCAAAGAGAACAAACUCAAGAAAGGUUGUGGGUACCAUCUGGACCUGUUCUGGGUGGGUAUUCUGAUGGCAGUGUGUUCCUUCCUGGGCCUGCCCUGGUACGUGGCUGCAACUGUCAUCUCCAUCGCCCACAUCGACUCUCUGAAGAUGGAGAGUGAGUCCAGCGCCCCAGGAGAGCAGCCCCAGUUCCUGGGAGUCAGGGAGCAGAGGUUGACGGGUAUUCUGGUGUUUGUCUUAACUGGAGUUUCCAUCUUCCUAGCUCCUGUCCUUCAGUACAUCCCCAUGCCUGUUCUCUACGGUGUCUUCCUCUACAUGGGAGUAGCCUCACUUGCAGGAAUACAGUUCUGGGAGCGUAUCAAGCUGUACCUGAUGCCAGCCAAGCACCAGCCAGACUUCUCCUUCCUGCGUCACGUUCCUCUGAGGAGAGUCCAUCUCUUCACCCUGGUCCAGAUUAUCUGUCUGGCUGUCCUCUGGACCCUCAAGUCUACCGUAGCGGCCAUCAUCUUCCCUGUCAUGAUCCUUGGUCUGAUGGUGGUGCGUAAGAUGAUGGACCUGAUGUUCUCUCAACACGACCUGGCCUGGCUGGACGACAUCCUGCCGGAGAAAGACAAGAAGAAGGAGAAGGAUGGGAAGAAAAAGAAAGACCACAAAAGGACCAAAGCAGCAGAGCCGGAGAGCGACGAGGAGCCCAAGAGUCCCCUCCCUCCUCCAGUGAAGAUACCCAUGGACACCAUAGACCUGCCUUCAGCAUCUGACCCCUCUGUAACCCCACCCACCCAGCCCCCCGUCUGACUGAGAAGAAAAUCCAGAUGGAAGUCACCGGAUGCAUCCCCCGGCCCUGACGCACACACACACACACACACACACACACACCGACUGGGGACUACACUGCCAGAAUGUCCACACCUAUGACUACUGACACACACAUGUAAAAACACACACGCACGCAUACAUCCACUUACUACUGCCAGCUAGACUACUGACAACUACUGUAUAAUCCCAGGCACAGCUAAUAACUAUUAGCAAACAUCCAUUUACUAUUAGCAUUCUUUACCACUGUUUUUACUUUAAAAAAAAAACGUAAUACACACUGAAUUUCAUAUAAAUGUAUACAAAUAUCCUAUAAAAUGUAGAUAUGAUGUGAUAUUUAACAUGUAAACAUAUGUCUAUUACAUUCAGCUGGAUAGUAGUUAGUUAUUAUACUUUUAAACAUUGUACAAAUCACAGUACGGUCUGGGAGACAUACCCAGACACAUGAAUCACACGCCGCUCGGAACCAUAAGUCUACUGUCCGAGGCUGUUGGAGCAUAGAUCGCCGUGUGUGGACUGAGGUUUCUUUUCCCUCAACAUAUUCUCUGAUCUCCAGCGCCUGCUUAAAACCACUGGAUGCUGUGUGUGUUUUUUCCUGCACCUAUCCUUUGGCCCUAAUGUAGUUUGUGAGGUCCGACUGACAGUCGUUUAGAUACCAGAGCCCAUGCACCUGAAACCAAUGCAGAAGUAGUUUUUUGUGUGUGUUUGUUUUGAUGAUGUCUCCCGUGUGUAAUUUAUUCACUGUGUGCCAUGUGGUUUGUAGCAGGAACCUCUUGUACUAAUGUAACGACGACUCUGAAGGCACAGUUAGCAAAGGAAGGGCUAUAAUGUGACGGUAACCCAAUAUUAUAAUGCAGUGUUAUUCUGCAAAUUGACCACAAGAAGCCAUCAGAUUGCUAUCAAUUUGCAUGCCCCCAGACCACUGUCUUUUUCCAUUGGCACUGACUUAGCCGAUAAAUACAUUGUUGAGGGAAAAUGUACUUGAUACCAUUGUGAUGUGUUGUUGUCUCACCUACAGUAGUUAUCUUAAGAUGAACGAACUAAGUGUGAAACUAUGUUUGUGCGUGCUCGUGAGACUGUGAUUGUGUGAGCUCACGAGGGUGAGAGCGUGUGUGUGUGUAACCUGGGCUUGUUGCACCUGAAUGUGCCUCCCUCAGAGUCCCUCUGCACCUGAAGAUCUGCACCCCCCCCCUCCCCUCCCACACACACCCCUCACCCCACCAGCUGAAUCCCAGGUGAGCCUUACCUACGGAUCCUCAUCACGCCCUCCUGUUCCCCCGUUCACAAUCCAGGUAGAGUCCGAGGAGACUGUCCUCUAUUCAAGGUGUCACAACCUUUAACCCCGCAUUAACCUCUGUCCUCCAAAUGGAUGCUAUCCGACCUCUAAGACUCAACGAGGCCCGCAACAAUACAAACACUCACACUCGUCUCUAUUACUUAGGCAACUAAAUUGUACUGUAGGUUGACAGCACAUACAGUGGGGAGAACAAGUAUUUGAUACACUGCCGAUUUUGCAGGUUUUCCUACUUACAAAGCAUGUAGAGGUCUGUAAUUUGUAUCAUAGGUACACUUCAACUGUGAGAGACGGAAUCUAAAACAAAAAUCCAGAAAAUCACAUUGUAUGAUUUUUAAGUAAUUCAUUUGCAUUUUAUUGCGGAGGCCAUUGUGGAGAGGUUGGAGUCUGUUUGAUUGAGUGUGUGGACAGGUGUCUUUUAUACAGUUAACGAGUUCAAACAGGUGCAGUUAAUACAGGUAAUGAGUGGAGAACAGGAGGGAUUCUUAAAGAAAAACUAACAGGUCUGUGAGAGCCGGAAUUCUUACUGGUUGGUAGAUGAUCAAAUACUUAUGUCAUUCAAUAAAAUGCAAAUUAAUUACUUAAAAAUCAUACAAUGUGAUUUUCUGGAUUUUUGUUUUAGAUUCUGUCUCAAUUCUAUGGCAACAGCUCUGGUGGACAUUCCUGCAGUCAGCAUGACAAUUGCACGCUCUGUGGCAAUGUGUUGUGUGAUUAAACUGCACAUUUUAGAGUGGCCUUUUAUUGUCCCCAGCACAAGGUUAAUCUGUGUAAUGAUCAUGCUCUUUUGUCAGCUUCUUGAUAUGCCACACCUUUCAAAUUGAUGGAUUAUCUUGGCAAAGGAGAAAUGCUCACCCUAACAGCAUAACAGCAUCUAACAUCCGUAAACAAAUUUGUGCACAACAUUUUUUACAUGUUUUUUUUGUGUGGAUGGAAAAUUUCUGGGAUAUUUUAUUUCAGCUCAUGAAACGUUGGACAAACAAAUUUACAUGUUGCAUUUACAUUUUUGUUAUGUGUGUGUGUCUCUAUCUCUCUCGCUCUCUCUCUCUUUUUUAUAUAUACAUGUAUUAUAAUAAUAAUGUCAAAACAUAAAAUUAAAAGUCAAUUUAAAAAAUUAUCUGAAAGUGAUGUUAAUUUAGAUAAUCUGUUACCAAUUAUUCCCACGCAUAAAUAGAGGCAUAUGUGAUCGUAUCCCAAUGUAAUCAAGGUUUGAAAUUAUUCUGGUUUUGUCAAAUACUGUAUCUGUUUGAGCUUCUUGCGGUCAAUUUUCAGUGUACAAAUUAUGUAUAAUUAUGUUCAACUACGUUCAAGAAAAAAUCGAAUCGCGGCUGAAUGUCAUUUGGAACCCCUGGUUCAUAGCAUUUAUUCGUUUUUUUUGUGUUCAGUGCAUUCACCUUUAUGAGUGUAGGUGUAUACAUUUCAGAGUAUAUUUACUUUGUAUUGUAAAGAUUUACAAACACAUGUUAAUAAAAUGGUAUGCAAAUAU
This is a messenger RNA of Oncorhynchus keta (chum salmon), 6524 nucleotides long. RefSeq names its product electrogenic sodium bicarbonate cotransporter 4-like. The transcript is spliced from 25 exons. Bases 619 to 3729 code for a protein of 1036 amino acids. Gene Ontology annotation, cellular component: plasma membrane. Gene Ontology annotation, molecular function: monoatomic anion transmembrane transporter activity; solute:inorganic anion antiporter activity; sodium:bicarbonate symporter activity. Gene Ontology annotation, biological process: regulation of intracellular pH; transmembrane transport; monoatomic anion transport. Lineage: Eukaryota; Metazoa; Chordata; Actinopteri; Salmoniformes; Salmonidae. The record is from RefSeq and is a predicted model, not a curated record.